Poecilia latipinna (sailfin molly) is the source of this 1810-nucleotide messenger RNA. RefSeq names its product mannosyl-oligosaccharide 1,2-alpha-mannosidase IA-like. The record is from RefSeq and is a predicted model, not a curated record. Bases 1 to 1176 code for a protein of 391 amino acids. The transcript has 9 exons. NCBI's taxonomy places the organism in Eukaryota, Metazoa, Chordata, Actinopteri, Cyprinodontiformes, Poeciliidae. Gene Ontology annotation, molecular function: calcium ion binding; mannosyl-oligosaccharide 1,2-alpha-mannosidase activity. Gene Ontology annotation, cellular component: endoplasmic reticulum; Golgi membrane; extracellular exosome. Gene Ontology annotation, biological process: mannose trimming involved in glycoprotein ERAD pathway; carbohydrate metabolic process.
AUGCGUUUGUUUUUCUUUUCUUUGGUGCAGAAUGCAGAAGUUUCUGUGUUUGAGGUGAACAUCAGGUUUGUUGGAGGUCUGCUGUCUGCCUACUACCUGUCUGGGAAAGAGGUGUUCCGCAGGAAGGCGGUGGAGCUGGGUGAAAAGCUGCUGCCAGCCUUCAAAACGCCCACAGGCAUCCCCUGGGCUCUGCUCAACCUCAAGAGUGGUGUGGGUAGGAACUGGCCCUGGGCUUCAGGCGGCAGCAGCAUCCUGGCAGAGUACGGGACCCUCCAUCUGGAGUUCAUGCACCUCAGCAAACUCUCCGGAAACCCAGAGUUUGCUCAAAAGGUAAUGAACAUCAGGAAAGUGCUGAACCGUUUGGACAAACCUCAGGGACUUUAUCCGAACUACCUGAACCCGAACAGCGGCCAGUGGGGCCAACAUCACGUGUCUGUGGGUGGCCUCGGCGACAGCUUCUAUGAGUAUCUGCUCAAGGCCUGGCUUAUGUCCGACAAGACCGACGAGGAAGGGAAGAAGAUGUACUAUGAUGCCCUGCAGGCGAUAGAAACCAACCUGAUGAGGAAGUCGAGCAGCGGGCUGACCUACAUAGCUGAGUGGAAGGGAGGGCUGCUGGAGCACAAGAUGGGCCACCUGACGUGUUUCGCCGGCGGCAUGAUCGCUCUGGGCGCCGAUGGGGCCCCCGGUGACAAGACAGGCCACCAGAUGGAGCAGGCGGCGGAGAUCGCUCGCACCUGCCACGAGUCGUACGCCAGGACAGCGCUGAAGCUCGGUCCAGAGGCGUUCCGCUUCGACGGCGGCGUUGAGGCCAUCGCGACCCGACAGAAUGAGAAAUAUUUCAUCCUGCGCCCAGAGGUCAUCGAGACCUACAUGUACAUGUGGAGAUUCACCCACGACCCCAAGUACAGAGAGUGGGGCUGGGAGGCUGUCCAGGCCUUGGAGAAGCACUGCCGACUAGAAGGAGGCUACAGCGGCGUCCGGGACGUCUACGCCUCGUCUCCGAACCAUGACGACGUGCAGCAGAGCUUCUACCUGGCCGAGACGCUAAAGUAUCUGUACCUGCUGUUCUCUGACGACGACCACCUGCCGUUCGAACACUGGGUGUUCAACACCGAGGCUCACCCUCUGCCCGUCAUCAGGAAGGACAAAACAGACACGCCCAACGAAGUGGAGUAGCCUCCCAGUGACCUCUGACCCUGUAUAUCUGAGCCUCCUGCUGGCGACAGGUUCCUCCUUGUCGGAUUUUGACUUUUUUGUUCUUUUUAUAAACUGGAUCUGUUCUGGUUUUAUCUGAUUUUUUUUUUUUUUUUUGUUUUACUUUGAAUCUUUUUGCAAACACUGAUCUCCGGUUGGGCCGGAUCCGGAGCAGCUUUUUUAAAACCGGAAUCAUGAGAACUUCCUGUUUGGAUGGGAAGCGGCAGAGAUAAUCAGCUGCUCUUUGUCCGGUCACGUUAUUUAUCAGGAUGUUUGUUUAGUUUUUUUCUCUGCGAGGGUGAAACCAGGCGGCUCUGUGAAUUAAAGACGUUUGGGCACAAAAACCCCUCAGCUCUGACUGACAGGGGCGACGAAGUGACACGGCGAGCGCAAAGACUCCCGGGUCACUUCCUGUUUCCUUUUCGCUGCUUGAGGAUCCGUUUGGUUGAAGAAACACUGGGAUUUCCUUUUUUAAUGUUUUCAUCUUUCUAAAUCAUGCCUCGUUCUUAUCUGCCAGUAAAUUCAGCUGGUUUUCUUUGACCAGCUGUUUUGUUCCUCUAUCUCACAUUUCCAUCAGUUUGACCAGGACAGGGAUUUAAAAACUAUUUCUUCCUAA